AUGGCUAGUCCCAACGUUCUUACCUUUGAUGCUGAGAGUCGAGCGGUAGACUUUGAGGUGUGGAUAGAUGAUCUGCAGCUUUUCCUGCAGUGCGAUAGCAAACACGACCUCUCACUUUUCGAUCUCACGUCUGGCGCCUCUACUGCCCCUGCUGCCGAUGCUGACAGUACUGUUCGCUCACAGUGGACCACGCGCGAUGCUGCUGCCCGUCUUGCUGUGCGUAGUCACCUGCCGUCCACUGAGCGCGCGCACAUUAGUCAGUACAAGACUGCUAAGACCUUGGACCACUUCCUCUCUGUUUACCCCACCACACUCACCGUUGACCUCCUCGAGGAGCGCCUCUUUGCAACUGAGAAGAGUAUAGUCGCUGUAGGAGCCUCUCGAAGUGACCCUCGUGCCCCUUUCUUUGAGGGGUGUUCCCCCGUCCCCCUCUUGCCCUCUGUUGCCUCUGCUGCUGCUGUCGACCUCGUUGGCACCGAGUCGGUCGGCGUUGCGUCUACCCCUAGCGGGAGGCGCUGCAACGGCAAGGGCAAGGGGGACAAGGGUGCUGGGGGAGCGGGCGGGGGUGGUGGUGGUGGCGGUGGGGGCGGCGGAGGGGGUGGGGGUGGCGGUGGGAGUGGUGGCGGGGGUGGGGGCUCUGGUGGCGGCGGCGGCGGAGGCGGCGGCGGCGGUGGCGGUGGGAGUGGAGGAGGCGGCGGUGGCGGCGGUGGCGGUGGCGCUGGUCGGGUUGGCUCUGUGCCGCGGGGAGGCUUCGGUGGUGGCCACCGUCAGCAGCAGCAGCGCUCUCGUGAGACCGCGCCACCCCAGCAGCUUCGUGAGUGGUACGCUGCGCGUCAGCGGUCUGGGGGUGCUGGACCCUGUGCCUACGUCAUGCGUACUAGUGACUAUAAUGGGGAGCCGUGCUACGGGCCGCACACCACCCAGCGCUGCUUUGGCCGCCUGACUGACCCCUGGCGUCUCCAGUUCCUUGACGCCUCUGAGAUCCCUCGCUGGGGUGAUUCGCUUAAGUCGGGUGUAGCUAUCUUUGAUCUUGACUAUGAUGCUAUUGUUGCUGCCAUGUAUGUUGUGUCUACUAGUGAUGAGGGUGACUGUUACCUGUGUGUUCCGCCUGACCCGAGCAUUGCAGCUGCUGCUCUAGGUGCUCGUGAGUCCGCUGCUCCAGCGGCCCCGUCUAGCUCCCUGUCAGGUCUUUACGUCCCCUCAUUCUCUACGAACUUGGUGAGUUGUGCUGACCUGUCAGUUCACUCCUGCGAGUCAGCGGGUGACCCACUGCACGUGUGCUCGGACGGGCCGAUAAAUGGCCACGUUAACCCGUCAGCUGGGGUCGAGCCUACCCUCCUCUGGCACCACCGCCUUGGUUACCCUUCCCUGCCUCGUCACCGAGGCAUGGCCUCCCGUUACCUUGUCUUUGGUCUCCCCAAGUACCUCCCUCCCCUUCCUCCGGGGCCUGCCCCUACCUGCGUUCCCUGCGUCGAGGGGCGGCAGCGCGCCGCUCCUCACUCCUCCAAGUUUCCGCCGACAGAGGCUCCGCUGCAGACUCUUCACAUGGACGUGUGGGGCCCAGACCGCGUCCGUGGACAGGGUCAGGAGCGUUAUUUCCUCUUGGUGGUUGACGACUACUCGCGUUACACCGCAGUCUUCCCCUUGCGCACCAAGGGUGAGGUCACUGGGGUGUUGAUCGAGUGGAUCCGCGCUGCUCGUCUCCAGCUCAGAGAGAGUUUCGGCUCGGACUUUCCUGUUCUGCGUCUGCACUCCGACAGAGGUGGAGAGUUUUCCUCCAACCUUCUGCGAGCCUUCUGUCGCGCGAGGGGCAUCCGCCAGACGUUCACGUUUCUUGCCUCUCCACAAAAAAAUGGGAUUGCUCAGCGCCGCAUUGGCAUGGUCAUGGACGUCGCUCGUACGUCCAUGAUGCAUGCGGCUGCUCCUGUGGCCGUUCGCGGUUCAGUUGGCGAUGCGUCUGCGUUCCGUGUCUGGGGAUCUCGAGCUUUCGUCCGAGACUUGUCUGCGAACAAGCUGUCCUCUCGUGCUGUUCCAUGCGUCUUCCUUGGUUUCCCCCCUGACGUGCCUGGUUGGCAGUUUUACCACCCCACCUCGCGCCGUGUUUUGUCCUCCCAGGACGUCACGUUUGACGAGUCGGUUCCGUUUUACCGUCUCUUCCCCUACCGCGCUGCCCCCCUCCCCCCCCCGCCGCUCUUCCUCGCGCCAGGUCCCCUCCGGUAG
Closterium sp. NIES-65 is the source of this 2220-nucleotide messenger RNA. NCBI's taxonomy places the organism in Eukaryota, Viridiplantae, Streptophyta, Zygnematophyceae, Desmidiales, Closteriaceae. The record is from the annotation of a GenBank genome assembly.